Molecule: messenger RNA, 2739 nt
Organism: Doryrhamphus excisus (bluestripe pipefish)
Lineage: Eukaryota; Metazoa; Chordata; Actinopteri; Syngnathiformes; Syngnathidae
Source: RefSeq, a predicted model, not a curated record
GGAAUGUUUAUUUACUUGGUAUCAUAUCGAUACCAAAAUACGCACUUUAGGUUAGGUACAUUAGCUACAGCUUACUACAAUUUACUAUUAGCUAUAGCUUAGCUACAGUUUACUACAUAGUCUGCAGUUUACUACAGUAAAUCGCUGAACAAGGCUUGGAGUGAAGGAUGCUAACAGAGAAAACACGCGUGAUAUAAAAGUUAAACAUUAAACUCCAUUAUGGAGAGCAAGGUUCCACCCCUGUCCUUUUAGGUGUUAGCUUACACUAGCUUAAGCUAGCAUAGAUAACAACACCAUGGGCUGUGGAAAGAGCUGGACAAAAAUCACUUUGGUGAUUAGCAUUUUGGCAAUUUUAAAGGUGCUUGCUGCACCCAAACUUACAGGUGAUAAUGCAGAUGAUGGUGAACUUAGGGAUGACAUACCAGAGAUUAAUAAAGGUCUAAGACACCUUUUUGAGGGAGACAUUGCCGGCGAUCCCAAGAGAAAUGCAAUCGUUGAUGAGACAAUGAGAUGGAAGUUUCCUAUACCAUACAUCCUGACAGAUUCAUUAGAGUUGAAUGCAAAAGGGGUAAUACUGCAGGCUUUUGAGGAAUACCGUUUAAGAUCCUGUGUGGACUUCAAGCCCUAUGAAGGCGAGGCAAGCUACAUCUCCUUCACGAAGCUCUCUGGAUGCUGGUCUUAUGUUGGGGAUGACAAAGGGGGCCAAAAUGUGUCCAUCGGAGCCCGGUGUGACACGAAGGCCAUUGUGCAACACGAGCUCUUGCACGCUCUCGGCUUUUACCACGAACAGUCGCGUUCCGACAGAGACGACUAUGUCGAGAUCUGGUGGGAUCAGAUCGAAGAAGGGAUGGAGCACAAUUUCGUCAAGUUCGAGGACGACUUCAUCACUGAUCUGAACACUCCUUACGAUUAUGAGUCCAUCAUGCACUACAGGCCUUUGUCCUUUAACAAGAAUGAGAGCAUCCCGACCAUCACCACCUCCAUUCCGUUUUUUAAUGAAAUCAUUGGCCAGCGACUGGACUUCAGUGCCGUGGAUAUCACAAGGCUCAACCGUAUGUACAGCUGUGCAAACACACACACUCUUCUGGACCAAUGUUCCUUCGAAUUGAACAACAUCUGUGGAAUGAUCCAGAAUGAGGACGACAAUGCCGACUGGGUCCAGACAUUGAGUACACCCGCCGAUACAGAUCACACGCUCGCAGGGCGCUGCAGAGAUUCCGGCUACUUCAUGAAGUUUGACACAUCUUCUGGGAACGCUACAAACAGCGCCUUGUUAGAGUCCCGCAUCCUCUACCCCAAAAGAGGCGAGCAAUGUUUGCAAUUCUUCUAUAAGAUGACUGGAGCAGCUGGGGAUAAACUCGUUAUUUGGGUUCGGAUCGACGAUGGAACAGGGAAUGUUCGCACUCUCAGGAAGAUCCACACCAUCACAGGUGAUGGAGAUGACGCCUGGAAAAUAAACCAUGUGACACUUCGAAUGUCAAACAAAUUCCGCUACAUCUUCCAAGGCAUCAGAGGAUCAGCCAGCUCUUCAGGGGCCAUCUUGCUUGAUGACAUCACUCUUAGUGAAACCGUUUGCCCCAAUGCCGUGUGGCAAAUCCACAACUUCCCACAGAUUCUUACCAGCACCCCAGCGGGCAGUUCAAUAAAUAGCCGCUGCUUUUAUAACUCAGAGGGCUACUCCUUCGGGAUAAGUCUUUACCCAAAUGGGUACGACAGUACCCCCCCAGAUUAUGUUAGCGUGUACCUACACCUGUGCAGUGGUGAAAAUGACGCAGUGAUGGAAUGGCCGGCACAAAACCGACAAGUGACGAUCGUCGCCAUGGAUCAAGAUCCUGAUGUUAAAAUGAGGAUGUCUUCUACAAGAAGCUUCACCACUGUUGAGGACCCCCUGUGGAACAAACCAACAGCUACUUCAGGCGCAGUGUGGGAUGCCGGUUGCAGCUGCUACCGGAGUAACGGACGAGGCUGGAGUACAUUUAUUUCUCACAAGCAGCUGCACAAGAGGAGCUUCCUGAAAAAUAACGACCUCAUCAUUUUUGCUGACUUUAAUGAUCUGACGCCUUUGAUCAAGACUGAGGUGCCCGUCUCGGAUGAGAAGCCCGUAGAUGAUGCAAAACCCAGACAAGCACGUGACGCAAACGUCUGUCAUCCCAACCCAUGUAUGAACGGAGGGGUGUGUGUGGAGAGAAAUGGAGCAGCCUCAUGCAGGUGUGCUUCACAUCCGGCCACCUUCUCUACCGGUAUGUGGUGUGAAAAACUGAACAGAGAUGGGUCUGUUGGUUCUGACACCGAUUCUGUUUUAAGUCACCCUGACUGGAUGAUGAUGCCUUCACGUUCAGCUGCAUCAACGCCAAGCCUGUUUUUUUUAUUCUUUAUUGUUUUGAUAGCAGCUGCCUUACCAAUUUUAGACCACAUUCCCAUUUAAUAAUUUUGGAGCAAUUUAUAAAGCUGUGAUUUGAUAACCAUAACUAAUAUGUAAUAUGUUUUAAUUGCUAUAUACUGUAUUAGUUAUGAGUUAUCCCUUGCUUUGUGGCCCUCCCUGCCUGUGACAUAUCAAACAUUUAUUUUACUACCAAUAAUAACAUGCGCUUCAAUCAAAUCCAACUAACAAUGGGUCGAAUUUUUAUUUCUUUAUUAUUAUUUUUUAAAUUUCCAUAACUUCUUAGCAUAUCUUCACAUGUCCGGUCCAAAAUUGGACAUAUAAAAAUCUUUAUUCCUAACAAAAACUGUAGUCAUUUC